CAAUUCCCUAUCCCUAAUAGUGUCCAGAUUAUAGCACUAUAUCCUUUUUUGGUUUUAUUUUCCAUUUGGCUAGUCAAUAGUUGGGGCCAGUUCGCAGUCACAAUCAAGUCAGUUAUUUUGUUUUUACGAUGAAGCCUUCUGUAUCUGAGUCCCAAAUACUCGGAUGCGCCAGCCGCCCGCCCCUGCUGCACAUUGCAAUGCUGUUUCUUGUACUUGCAUCAGCUGCAGUGGCUCGCGAUCUGUCAAAUAACGACGCAUACAUUGCGCCUGGGCAAUAUUCGGAAAUGCCGUCCCAGAAUAAGAAGCGGGCUGCAAUUGGAUGCGCCUUGCUGACGCUUGUUGGAGGCGCUGCCUACGCCGGUAUUGAGCGGCUCAAGACUGCUGUCAAGUUUGCCUACAACUGCUUCUUUAAGCCACUGGGGCUGCACACGAACCAGCAAGGCCGCCUGGACGCUUUCUACGAGGGCCAGGCCGACGUAUACGAUGCUACACGCGGCGGACUAUUGCGCGGGCGCACUACUAUGCUAAAACUAGUGGCUGCUGAGCUUCGCAGUCGCGUGCAGAACGGCUCCAAGCCGAUUUGGAUUGAUGUUGGCGGCGGGACCGGGUGGAAUAUCGAGCAGAUGGACAAAUACUUUGGCAUCAAGCAGUUCGAGCGUGUGUAUCUGAUUGACCUGUGUCGUCCUCUGUGCAAGGUAGCUGAGGACCGGUUUCGUGAGCGCGGCUGGACCAAUGUCACCGUGCUGUGCCAGGAUGCUGCCACUUUUGAGCUUCCUGGUCUGGCGGAUGACAUUGGCAAGAUCGAUCUUAUCACGAUGUCGUACUCGCUGUCGAUGAUUGAGUCAUUCAACCCCGUGGUCGACCGCCUGUCUACACUGCUGAAGCCCGCCGUCGGUUUGUUGGGAGUUGUCGACUUUUAUGUUUCCGGUGCCUCAGGCCCAUCGGCCCAGUCGGAGACAGCAGGCAUCCUCAACUACCAAUGCAACUGGUUCACACGUGUCUUUUGGCAGCACUGGUUCGAGUUUGACCACGUAUAUCUGCACCCGUGCCGCCGCAACUAUCUUGAGCACAAGUUCGACACGCACAAGGUCCUGAAUGCCCGCAACCACUUUGUCGUGCCGUAUCUGAUCCAGAUGCCCUACUAUGCUGCGCAUGUCUCGGCUAUUGGCUCGAAUGUGCUGUAUGACACUGCCUGUGGACACAUAGGAAACAUUGGCAGCAACACAGAUAAUCGGACAGGCCACGGCGUACAUGGCGCAAACACAGCCCCUAGCAACCAUCAACGCUUGAGUGCGAUCACCCGUGUCGAUUCCGGCUAUCUGACACCCGGCAAUUCCCCCAAGCAACUUCCAACCACUGAUGUCACCGAUACCCCCGCAAGUGUCAUGGCGCCGGAAAUCCUCGGGGUUCCAGCAAUUGCGUCUUCAGCUAGCAACAAGCACACGCACGGCUGGGUGCGUAUGCCCUAUACCCCAUCCAAACCCGAGCACGCCCAGUUUGCGACAUACAUCUAUGGGUUUACAUGGGAGGAUCCAAGGCGCGAUGUCGAGGUUUUGGAGCUGACAGCCAACGACAAUGUAAUGGCGCACCAGCCAGGACUGAGGAUCCAGUGCAUCGAUAUGAACCCGUGCCAGAACCACCUGCUGGAGCUCAAGCUGGCUGCACUGCGCACUCUUGACUACGACGAGUUCUGGCAGAUGUUUGGAUGCGGCCUGAAGAGCGAUUUUGUCGACAUUCUGGAUUGUAAGCUGUCAGCCCACCUCUCAUCCAGCGCAUACCAGUUCUGGAGAGGCAAUGCCGAUACUUUUGCACCAAAGUCGUCGCCUGCUCUGGAAAUGCUGCUAGGCGAUCUGGCCCACCGCAAUCUGUACACGACAGGUUGGCUUGGCGUGCACAAGUAUACACAGUCAUUGGUUGUGGCCAAGUCCUUAGCUGAGCAGCGUGAAACAUGGCUAGACAAGGUGCGUGGACGCAUUCUCAGCACCCUGGCAAUCCGCAUCAUGGACAAUCCGGUGGCAAUGUGGCAGCUGCUGGGUGUGCCCAUCAACCAGUGGAAUAUGCUGCGCAGCGAGGGGUCGAUGGGCCAGUACAUGGCAGACACGAUUGAUCCGGUUGCCACAUCAACGUCGUUUGUCAACGACAACUACUUCUAUCACCUUCUAUUCAGUCGCAGCUACUCGGAGCAGUGUCGCCCAGACUAUCUGACACCCGAUGGUUUCAGAACGCUGAAGCAAGCUGCGAACGACACCCACACCACGUUCACGCUGCAUACGUCGACUAUUCUGGAUGUCUUGCGUAAAGUGCAGCCGGGUGAGCUGACCAAAGCUGUGAUUAUGGACCACAUGGAUUGGUUCACUGAGAAGGAUGCGGAUGAGGAGGUUAUUGCACUGGCUCGUGCUGUGCGCACUGGCGGAUUCGUGCUCUGGCGGAGUGCUGCUCGGGUUCCAUGGUAUAUCGAGGUGUUCAGGAAGCAUGGGUUUGCAGUUGAGGCUCUUUCAAUCCGUAAACCUGGCUCACUGGUGCCGAUUGAUCGAGUCAACAUGUAUGCAAGCUUCUACAAGGCGACUAAGCUCUGAG
Linderina pennispora is the source of this 2577-nucleotide messenger RNA. RefSeq lists its product as uncharacterized. The record is from RefSeq and is a predicted model, not a curated record. The coding region runs from base 129 to 2576 and encodes 815 amino acids. Lineage: Eukaryota; Fungi; Kickxellomycota; Kickxellomycetes; Kickxellales; Kickxellaceae. The transcript has 5 exons.